AUGGACAAACCUCAAUACAAUGCUUGGGCCACACUUUUCCGCAACACGGCUCGUGCUUAUCAAGUCCUAGACCACAUUGACUCCUCUGUCACCCGCCCCUCCGAUGUGGAUGACGAAUUAUGGAGUCGCCUUGACUCCAUAGUUCUCACGUGGCUCUACGGCCCUAUCAACGAGGACCUUCUCCUUGCUAUUCUUGAUGACAAGGCUACAGCUUUGGUGGCUUGGGACAAACUCCGUGCCCUUUUCCAAGAUAACAAAGGUACUCGCAUUGUUCAUCUCGAAAACCAAUUCGGCAACAUAAAAAUGCAAGAUUUUUCAUCCUCUGUUGCUUUCUGUCAAUCCUUGAAAUCCGUGGCCGAUCAACUUUCGAGCCUCGGCCAUCCCGUCUCUGAUGAACGGUUGGUCUUACAACUCGUUGCGGGUCUAACGGAUGAAUAUGACACCGUUGCGACGUUCAUACAGCAGUCUCAGCCACUGCCCUCCUUUCAAAACGCUCGCUCGAUGAUUGCCCUCGAAGAGACUCGCCGGAAUAAUACUAAGAAAUCCGGUACCUCUUCGAGUGCGGUUCUUGUUGCUGCUGAUCCCGCGCCCACUGCGGCUUCUCACUCCUCUUUUUACGGCCACCGUGGUGGCAGAUAG
Molecule: messenger RNA, 639 nt
Organism: Beta vulgaris subsp. vulgaris (sugar beet)
Lineage: Eukaryota; Viridiplantae; Streptophyta; Magnoliopsida; Caryophyllales; Amaranthaceae
Exons: 1
Coding region: 1-639 (212 amino acids)
Source: RefSeq, a predicted model, not a curated record